Messenger RNA from Prunus avium (sweet cherry), 1746 nucleotides. RefSeq names its product wax ester synthase/diacylglycerol acyltransferase 7-like. Gene Ontology annotation, molecular function: diacylglycerol O-acyltransferase activity. Gene Ontology annotation, cellular component: plasma membrane. Gene Ontology annotation, biological process: triglyceride biosynthetic process. The record is from RefSeq and is a predicted model, not a curated record. NCBI's taxonomy places the organism in Eukaryota, Viridiplantae, Streptophyta, Magnoliopsida, Rosales, Rosaceae.
AUGUGCUAUGAAGAAAGUAUAAUUUCAAGUACAAACACUAUGGAGUUGGAGGAAUUGGAAGAACAAGAGCCGGUGAGCCCAAAUGGUCAGUACUUCAGUAGCAAUGUGAUAUCUCUGUCGGUUCUUGCUGUUUGGGAAAUUGAGAUUCCAAUCAAUCCCGAGUCUCAAACAAUAUCGUUGCUUAAGAACGUCUUCCUCCCCAUCAGCCCUCGUUUCUCCUCUAUCAUGGUUGAAAAUAAUGGAAAGAAAGAGUGGAAAAGGGUGGAAGUGAAGCUAGAAGACCACGUUAAGACCCCUACUUUCCCUUCCGGCCUGUCGCUUGAAUCAUACGACAAGUAUUUUGACGACUAUAUUUCAAAGCUAUUAACAGAGAGAUUUCCACAAGGCAAACCACUAUGGGAAAUUCAUAUUAUCAACUACCCAACUAGCAAUGCAGCUGCUAAUGUAAUCUUCAAGUUUCACCAUGCGCUUGGAGACGGUUACUCUCUCAUGGGUGCCCUGAUUUCUUCCAUGCAAAGGGCUGAUAACCCUUCUCUUCCCUUAACUUUUCCUUCACGGCAGCGAUCCGAAUCAAAGAAAGAAAAUUUUGUGACUAAAACUUUCUCAGGUUUCUGCAACACCAUUUCAGACAUGUGGUCGGGCACUUUAAAGACCAUGAACGGAGAUGUUCUAACACCAAUCAGGUCUGGUAAUGAUGCAAUUGAAUUUCGGCCAGCAACUGUAUCAACCAUGACAUUCCCCCUUGAUCAAAUCAAAUCAAUCAAGGACAAGCUUGGAGUGACUGUAAAUGAUGUUCUGGCCGGGAUGAUCUUCUUCGGAACUCGACUGUACAUGCAAGAGAUUAACCAAAGUUCAAGCAAAGCAGAUUGUACAGCAAUGGUGUUGCUCAACACAAGGAUCAUGGGGGAUUAUGUGCCAAUUGAGGAGAUGAUCAAACCCAACAGCAAGACGCCAUGGGGAAAUCGUUUUACAUUCAUGCAUGUACCCAUACCCAAGUUAACUGAACUCUCAAAUCCGCUGGACUUUAUCUGGAACACACACAAAAUAAUAAAGAGAAAGAGAAACUCUUUAGCUGCUUAUUUCAAUAGUAGGCUUUUGGAGAUUGUGCACAAAUUUGGAAGCCGUGAGGCAUGCGGGAAAUACAUUCAUCGCACAUUGAAGAACACAAGCAUGCUAAUCUCAAAUUUGAUUGGACCUGUGGAACAAAUGUCUUUGGCUAAUCAUCCAAUAAAAGGUUUAUACUUUUUGGUCGGCGGUGGACCUCUGGGCUUUGAAAUAACCAUGGUAAGUUACAUGGGAAAAGUGAGGGUCGCCUUCAAAAUGGAAAAAGGUGUCAUAGAUCCACAAAAGUUGAAGUCGUGCAUGGAAAAUGCCUUGCAGAUGAUACUCAACGACUCGCACCAACAUAUAUGUCGCUAAACAUUUAAGAUGCUGCACAUGUCCAAGUUCCACCACUAUUUAAAGUAAAAAGGCUUUACCCAAGGGGUUUGUUCUAGUGGAUAAAAGCUGACUAGGUCCACAAAUUCAGUAAUGCCUCUGAGUACCAUCCUUAAGGGGUCAGGGGUUCGAGUCCUGUAAAGAACCUCUUCGGGAGAGCUUUUCGUAAACAGCGACCCGUCUCAGAGUGGUAGCCCACUAACUACCAUUUUGAUGUAACUGGGGAAAAAAAAAAAAAAAAAGGCUUUAUUUUCCAGCAUUGUUGUUGAAAGAAACAUAGUGCAAAUUUGUUCUUUGAAUAUUUUUGUU